UUAUAAAUAAAUUACAUCCAUAUUCGAGUCCUCACCCUUCAACUCCUUACUGAAAAAAAAAAAUCUAGUAGUACCUACCAAGUCAAAAAACCAAUAAAUGUUACAUAAAUCCCAGAUUUCUGUGUAGAAAACCUGUGCUUAAUAGCAUGAGUGUCCAAGGAACAAUCCCUGGUUAUCAAGGAUAUUGUUGUUGUUUAUGUUUCUUAAUUAAACUACAAUUAUAUAAAUUUUCGAGUUGCGUGAAUUCUGUACAUGUUGUCUUUCUGUCCUUUUGAUUUCCUUUGUUGAGCUAGAAACCCAACCUUAUUUCAUGGAGGUUCAAAGCACGAGAUUUUGGUGAGUGCUUCUGUAACCUAUUUUGUCCCCUUAGAUAGGUUCUUGCUUGAUCUUUUCGUUUGCGUAUAAAGAAGUUUUGUUCUCAACGGAGGUUAUGGCCUAUGGGUUUGAUUGUUAGAUGGGCAUGGAGCCUCUGAGGUUGGGAGUUGUUUUUAAUAGAAAUCACAUCUUCCACACUGCGUUGCUUAGUCCAUGUGCUUGCUUAAGGACUUCUCAAACUGACAUCACUGUUGAAGUUCUGGUGAGAUAAAAGAGAGUUUUUGAUUCGAUUGGAAGCUUUGGAUGCAAAUUGAAGACAUGGAUGGUGGGUUUCAUUCUGCUUGGAAGCAUGGUUCUUUGCUGGAUUAUUUGGAGGAAGAACAACCGGUGGCACCGCUUCCAGCAAUCCAGCAACCAGAAACCCCAAAAGAACCUAUGGAGUUCUUAUCUAGAUCUUGGAGUCUUUCUGCUUCAGAAAUUUCAAAAGCUUUGGCUCAGAAACAGAGACAAUCUUUCACUGACAAGCAACCCAAUUUGUUCCCAGCUGAUACAGUAACUGCACCGCAGUUGUCAAGGAAGAUUUUAAAUUCGAUAAAUUCAAGAAAGACAGGAUCAAUAGUAAAGUGGUUCCACCACAAGGAGCUUAGCAGUAGCACAGUGAAGAAGAAAGACAAGACACGCAUGGAAAAUGCACAUAUGCAUUCUGCUGUAUCUGUUGCUGGACUGGCUGCAGCCUUAGCUGCUGUGGCUGCUGCGGGAAACUCUAGCAGUUCUGGUUCAAAAAUGAGCAUGGCUUUGGCCUCAGCUACAGAACUCCUGGCAUCCCAUUGUAUAGAAUUAGCAGAAUCAGCUGGAGCUGAUCAUGAUCGUGUGGCUUCUGUUGUGAGAUCAGCAGUCGAUAUUCAGAGUCCAAGCGAUCUAAUGACCCUUACUGCAGCAGCUGCAACAGCUUUGAGGGGAGAAGCAGCAAUAAAAGCAAGAUUGCCAAAAGAAGCAAGAAAAAAUGCAGCUAUUAGUCCUUAUGACAGAGGAAUAGUAGAAACUCAAUGGGGUUCUGCCACCAUUGGUAAAGUGGAAGAACAGGCUCCCUGCGUUGGAGAAGUACUGCAACAUACAAAAAAAGGAGUGCUUCGAUGGAAACACAUUUCAGUUUACAUCAACAAGAAAUCACAGGUCAUAAUCAAGAUUAAAAGCAAGCACGUUGGAGGAGCCUUCUCCAAGAAAAACAAAUGUGUUGUUUACGGGGUCUGCGAUGAGACAACAGCAUGGCCAUAUAGAAGAGAAAGGGGAAGCUCUGAAGAAGUAUAUUUUGGGCUUAAAACUGCACAGGGUCUUCUAGAGUUCAAGUGCAAAACCAAGAUCCAUAAGCAGAGAUGGGUUGAUGGGAUUCAAAAUCUUCUUCGUCGAGUCAACUGUGUUGAAGCAACUGAAUGCUCCAUGGAAUUUCUAAGCCUGAGCAAUGGCGUAUAGUACACUGAGUGUCUCAUUUUUGUUUGUGCUCCAAAAGAAACGGUAGAAACACAUGAAAGUUCACUAAUGAUCAUCUACACAGUAUGUGAACAUGGUAUACAUGUAAUAAAAUUUCUUCUCCUUUAUACAUAUACAUAAUACAAGAAAACUAAAUACA
This is a messenger RNA of Manihot esculenta (cassava), 1942 nucleotides long. RefSeq names its product VAN3-binding protein. The record is from RefSeq and is a predicted model, not a curated record. The coding region runs from base 619 to 1785 and encodes 388 amino acids. Gene Ontology annotation, biological process: leaf vascular tissue pattern formation; phloem or xylem histogenesis; auxin-activated signaling pathway. Lineage: Eukaryota; Viridiplantae; Streptophyta; Magnoliopsida; Malpighiales; Euphorbiaceae. The transcript has 6 exons.